AGUUCCGUGAAGUCAUAACUGUUUUAGACGCAAACAGCUGGUUUUUCUUUUCAUUUUUUAUUCGCCAUAAAAGUCGUUUAGUCUAUUCUUUCGACAAAACCGUAUUCUUCUCGUUUUAUGAGUUAGUAGGUGAGCUAACUAACGAGUUACUUUAAUCGUGCGGAGUAAGUGGCCCUGUAAUAGCUAUUAGCUAGCAGCUACUGUAGCUUAGAAACUUUGACAGUUAGGGAGCUAACAGCACGCUAACUUUAUUUAUUUAUUUAUUUUUUAUUAGUAAACCUGUCUAGUAUGAGCUGCUCUUGGUGAAGUUCUUCAUUCAUAUUCGAGGGUCAGAAAGGUGGGCCGCUUGCUUUUCCAUUUAGACUAGUUCAUUGAAGGAGUGUCCGCUUUGAAGCUCCAUGCCAAAUGGCCAAGAAGACGUAUGAUUUGCUGUUUAAACUCCUGCUUAUUGGAGAUUCAGGAGUUGGCAAAACAUGUGUGUUGUUUCGCUUUUCGGAUGACGCGUUCAACACCACGUUUAUCUCAACCAUCGGAAUAGAUUUCAAGAUCAAGACAGUUGAACUAAACGGCAAGAGGAUCAAACUUCAGAUAUGGGAUACAGCUGGACAGGAGCGUUUUCACACCAUCACAACCUCUUAUUACAGAGGAGCCAUGGGGAUCCUGCUGGUGUACGACAUUACCAACGCUAAAAGCUUCGAGAAUAUCAGCAAAUGGUUGCGAAACAUCGAGGAGCAUGCAAAUGAGGAUGUGGAAAAAAUGCUGCUUGGUAACAAAUGUGAUAUGGAAGACGUGCGUGUGGUAUCCAAAGCAAAGGGAGAACAGAUUGCCUCAGAACACAACAUCCGCUUCUUUGAAACGAGCGCAAAAGCAAACAUCAACAUUGAAAAGGCUUUCCUGACACUCGCUGAGGACAUUUUGCAUAAGACCCCUGGAAAGGAGCCGACCAAUGAAAACGUUGACGUGAACAACAGAAGUGGCUCUUCAGGAGGGGUCAGGUGCUGCAGUUGAACAACAGUUUCACUGCUUUGCUUCCAAAAAGCCUCACACCAUUUACAAUGCACAAGAUUGAUCUCUUACAACUCUGUUAAAUGCCCAUUAUGCUGGAUAAGACCUUUACCUCUCACUGUACUUUAGCUAUUGUACCCAUGUAAAAAAAAA
Messenger RNA from Ictalurus punctatus (channel catfish), 1158 nucleotides. Its product is annotated as RAB10, member RAS oncogene family. Lineage: Eukaryota; Metazoa; Chordata; Actinopteri; Siluriformes; Ictaluridae. Gene Ontology annotation, biological process: cellular response to insulin stimulus. Gene Ontology annotation, molecular function: GTPase activity; GTP binding. The record is from RefSeq and is marked provisional. Gene Ontology annotation, cellular component: insulin-responsive compartment; Golgi apparatus; recycling endosome.